Messenger RNA from Lachancea lanzarotensis, 2577 nucleotides. It is a transcript of the gene DUG2, whose product is annotated as LALA0S13e01618g1_1. The transcript has a single exon. NCBI's taxonomy places the organism in Eukaryota, Fungi, Ascomycota, Saccharomycetes, Saccharomycetales, Saccharomycetaceae. Bases 1 to 2577 code for a protein of 858 amino acids. The record is from RefSeq and is a predicted model, not a curated record. Gene Ontology annotation, biological process: proteolysis; glutathione catabolic process. Gene Ontology annotation, molecular function: protein binding; peptidase activity.
AUGUGGUUUCCAUCUAUUCACAAGUGGAAUCAUCCUAGCGCCAUUCUUUCCACGGUCGCUUUUCCCAACAAGCAAGUGUUGUUUGCAGGUACGCAUGACUCCAAGAUACUGUGCCUGGACUUGGCUACGUAUAACCUCGUUAAGAUCAUCCCACUUGGAGAUGAGGGUGAAACGCAUAGCAAAUCGAGCGUAUUGUGCUUGACAAAAUCGCAGGAUGAGCAAUUCUUAUUCUCAGCAGGUGCGGACUCCCUGAUUAGAAUCUGGUCCAUUGGUCGUUUGACCUCUAGCGGAGAUCUCACCAUACGCGAAAUGGCCACGUUGUACUCGUCCCUAGAUAUUGGCGAUAUAUUCUCGUUGAAGUAUCUAGACGCACAUCAAACGAUUGUUUUUGGCUGUCAAAACGCCAACAUGUUAUACAUGACGGACGUGAUAGAUCGGCUCAAUCGCAAGCCGCAGUCAAGCGACAUGAAUCGCUUGCCGCAUCGUCGAUAUGACAAGUUUUUCGAUUCGACGGGUCCCGGAAAUAACGCAAGAACGCCGUCACCUUCGCCCGCAAAUCUCUCGCGACCAGAUCACGCAAUCAUGGAAAUCCCCUUGAGCAACAGCAUUGCAUACGCUCAUAACAGUUUCAUUUAUUCCAUUGAACCCAUCGAUAUCACAGACGUUCAACUGUCCCAUAAUUUUCAUGUCGACGGUCUUGAAGAGGGAAGUACUGCUUUUAUCGUUUCAGGCGGUGGAGAUGGCUUGAGCAAGGUAUGGGCUUUUAACAAAUGUGCGAAGAACAUUGUGGAUGUAAAGCUUAUUUCCGAAAUGGACAAUGAUGAAAGUGUACUAUGCCAAGUCAUUCAAUUUCCCUUAUUGUAUUGUGGCCUUAAUGGAGGGUACGUCAAGAUUUGGGACUUGAACCUAAACGAACUCAUUUCCACUCUGCAAUGUCCAAGCAAGUGCGAUGUGGUUUCCGUAAGCGUUUAUGAGAACCAUAUCUUUGCUGCACACGAAAAGGGCAUCACCAAGUUUUAUAAGAACGAGAUUUUCGAAAGGAACGUGGAAGAGGGGCUGGUGCUGAGAACUGAAAUCCUUAGAAAAAACAGUGGUGGCCUUCGCCAUUUAAGACUUGCAACAGGAGCGAAAAAUGGUAGCUUAACGUUGUGGAAUAUGAAUGACCUAAUCAGUGAGCAUCCUAAUUAUGGAGCACAAACCAGCCUGUCAUCAAAUGGUUACAGUGUCCCAAACCCACACCCAGAAGGUCAAUCGUUAUUUGACAACGAUAGCAUGCUAGAAACCUUGCGUGAUCUAAUUAGUUUUAAGACUGUCUCUGCAUCGAAUGAAAACCAGCAUACUAUUGAUUCACGCCGCUGCGCUUCCUAUUUGCAGAAGGUGUUCACAAAACUGGGUGCUACUUGUGAUAUUUUACCGAUAGGAAGCAAUGAUAAUCCACUCCUGCAUGCAACCUUCAAAGGAACAUCCAAUACUAAAUCCAAGAUUGCUUGGUAUGGUCACUAUGACAUCGUAUCUCCAGGUGAUCCCAACAAGUGGGGUACGGAUCCUUAUAUCUUGACUUGUGAAAAUGGAUAUUUGAAAGGGAGGGGCGUUACGGAUAAUAAAGGUCCUUUAGUGGCCGCUAUGUACAGUGCGGGAUCCGCUCUCUCGAAGGGGACCCUUGAGAAGGACAUCGUGUUUCUCGUAGAAGGACAGGAGGAGUCGAAUUCUAAGGGAUUUGCAGAAGCAAUUGAAAAGCACCGCAACUUGUUUGGUAAUGAUGUUGACUGGGUUUUAUUCAGUAACUCUUACUGGAUUGACGAAAAAACUCCGUGUCUCAACUAUGGCUUGCGUGGUGUCAUUAACGCUCAGCUUAGGGUCUGGAGUGAGGAACCAGACAGACACUCCGGACUUGACGGUGGAAUACAUCGAGAACCUACGACUGAUCUAUCUCGACUGCUGUCCAAAUUGCAGGAUGAUGAUGGCCGCGUGUUAAUUCCAGGCUUCUACGACUCUUUGAUUGCUUUGAGUAAUGAUGAUAAAGCACGCUUCGAGGAGGUUUACAAACGGGCAGACCUCGCAAAGUCAAUGUCAGUGGACAAAUUGAUAGCUAAGUGGGCCCAGCCUUCACUUUCCAUCACCAAUAUGAAGGUGAGCGGCCCUGGAAACGCCACAGUCAUACCACAUAGCGCAUCUGCAACCCUAUCUAUUAGGAUAGUUCCUGGACAAGACGUUCACGCGAUGCAAGAUUCGCUUCAGCAGUUUGUCUCCGAUUGGUUCUCCAAGUUUGAUACUUCCAACCAUUUAGAGUUCAAGUUGCUGAAUGAAGCGGAGCCAUGGCUUGGAAAACCAAAUAAUGCAGCCUACCAACUCCUAAAGAAAGAGAUCAUGGAAGCCUGGGGGAUAAAUCCGCUAUUUAUCCGAGAGGGAGGAUCUAUCCCGCAAGUGCGUUUUCUAGAACGAGCCCUUGGUGCUUCCGCAGUUCAAAUUCCAUGCGGUCAGAGUACUGACAAUGCCCAUUUAAACAAUGAGCGGCUCCGCAUUGAGAACUGGUACAAGAUUCGCCAGAUUUUGGAGAGCUCUUUCACCAGACUUUGA